Chondrus crispus (carragheen) is the source of this 1608-nucleotide messenger RNA. RefSeq lists its product as hypothetical. Gene Ontology annotation, cellular component: cytoplasm. The transcript is spliced from 2 exons. Bases 1 to 1392 code for a protein of 463 amino acids. Gene Ontology annotation, biological process: L-histidine biosynthetic process. The record is from RefSeq and is a predicted model, not a curated record. Gene Ontology annotation, molecular function: magnesium ion binding; ATP phosphoribosyltransferase activity. Lineage: Eukaryota; Rhodophyta; Florideophyceae; Gigartinales; Gigartinaceae.
AUGGUGAUUCUUCUCUUCUGUCGCCAACGCUCAAAACCCUCGCUCAGGUGGAGCACAUCAAGCCUCUCAGCUCACCCCAAACACGAUUGCCUCUCUCAUCACCAUCUCCAACAUCUACCACAACCCGACAAACGCUGCAAACCAUAUCAUCGCGAAAUGGCUCCAGCUUUCUCCCUACCGCCGAUGUCGUUAGUCCGCCACUCAGUUGGAGGCACGCCCUGCACGACCUCAACCACGGGCAAGUCGUCCUUCGCUCAUGCUCGAGCUCCAUAUUUAAAUCGCUUCUAUCAACCUGCUGAAAGAAGAUCCACCGUAAGCUUCACGAUGUGCGUGCCGCACUGUGGUCGCAAAAGCAUUCGCGUUGCGAUUCCGUCUAAAGGCGAUAUCCUCGCCGAAACGAAACACCUUCUUUCCGACGUGGGAAUCGAUGUCCAAAUUCACAAUCCACGUCAGUACGUCGCCUCUCUAAAAGGACUUGAUGUCGAGGUGUGGCUCCAACGACCAGCUGACAUUGUCCGCAAGGUUCGCGAUGGCGAUGUCGAUCUCGGCAUUGUUGGGUAUGAUCUCGUUGCGGAAUACGGCGGCGACAAUCACCAGGUUGUGCCAGUCCAUGACAGACUUGGGUACGGGGAGUGCAGACUCGCGGUUGGCGUGCCGAUGGAAUGGGACGAUUGUAAUGACAUGAGCGACUUCCGGCGACGCGGAGCUGGCCGCACGCUCAGGAUUGCGACAAAGUACGUCAAUGAGACGAAGCGCUUUUUGGAAGCUCACUACGUAGAGAACUACCGUCUCAUCAAUAUGGACGGAGCGCUAGAGGCUUCUACGCAGAUGGGCACUGCUGAUUGCAUUAUUGACCUUGUGUCAUCCGGCGUGACGUUGAGAGAAAACCUUCUCAAGGAGAUUGUUGGCGGAACCCUGCUCAAGUCGUCCAUGCAACUGAUAGGAAACCGCGAGCAUCUGAGAGAAGAGUCGGAAUUCGGCGCGAGAUUGAGAGCGCUGUCCAGAGAACUACUGGAACGCAUUGAGGGAUAUUUACUCGGCAGGGACAACUACAACAUCAUUGCCAACAUCAGAGGUUCCAGCAUGGUCGAUGUGAGCAGAAGACUCGCGACUCAGAGCAACUUGCGCGGUGUGGAUGGACCGACGGUUAGCCCAGUUGUACCACCAGCAGAUUCUGACGAGGGAAUGUAUGCGAUAAGUAUUGUGCUGCCAAAGGAGCAACUGUACUCCGCGAUCCAGCAACUUCGGAGUGUGGGCGGAUCUGGCGUCACAGUUAUCCCAGUUUCAUUUAUCUUCCCGCAGGAAUGCAAACGGUGGAACACCCUACUGAAAAGUAUCGGAAUGUCGUCCGUCAUGGAACAGGCUGAGAAGCCAGAGCAAGUACACCUCUGAAUUCAGGGAUGCUCUCACUCACCAGACAGCCCUUGCGCCGAAAUUCGCCGGGAUUGAGGAUCACACCAAGAUCUUACAUCUAUUUUGUUAGGGAGCACUUGCCUGACUCGGUUCAGUCGAUGUCACUUGGCGAGGGUGAUGCUCAACGCUUUGUGUUUGCUGAAAUUGUUUUUGUAAAACUCGUGUCCAAAACUUGAGGACAUAGGCUAUGAAUAA